Branchiostoma belcheri (Belcher's lancelet) is the source of this 2580-nucleotide messenger RNA. RefSeq lists its product as uncharacterized. Lineage: Eukaryota; Metazoa; Chordata; Leptocardii; Amphioxiformes; Branchiostomatidae. The transcript has 15 exons. The record is from RefSeq and is a predicted model, not a curated record. Gene Ontology annotation, cellular component: membrane. Gene Ontology annotation, biological process: monoatomic ion transport. Gene Ontology annotation, molecular function: protein binding; extracellular ligand-gated monoatomic ion channel activity. The coding region runs from base 4 to 2580 and encodes 858 amino acids.
AUUAUGUACCUUCUGCUCUUUGGUGGCGUCUACUCCCAAAUCUUGUGUAAACGUCUGGCGGGUGACAGCGGGACAUUCACCAGCCCAAACUACCCAAACAACUACCCGAGCAGCUAUGACUGUGUCUACGAGAUCACUGUCACACCGCCCUACGUCGUCAGACUGACCUUCACAGACUUUAACCUUGAACAUGACUACGACUUCGUGUACGUUUAUGACGGAAUCACAACUGACGACUCCAGGCAAAUAUCACUGCUGACGGAGAAAAUUCUUCCCGAACCGGUGACAUCAUCAGGGAACACCAUGACUGUAAGAUUCACGUCAGACGCAUCAAAGAACAAGAAAGGGUUCAGAGCACACUACUCAGCCGUGGAUUCGUAUUUUAAUUCCCAAGAAAUCGGUCGGUAUCGAUGUGCCGACAACGUCACCUUCAUAGACGCUCGAACACGGUGCGACGGACGUAAUGACUGCAAGGAUGGCAGCGACGAGGAUGAAAAAAACUGUGCUUGUCAAGAUAUUCCAUCAUCUCUACCGAUGUGCCUGGACUUGGAGUACACAAAGAUGACACUCCCCAACCCGCUCAACUUCACCCACACCACGGUAGAGCAGAUCAAAAAUUCUACAAGUUUCAGUAGACUUACCACCCUGGCAUACUCCAAAUGCCACCCCCGUGUUAGGGACAUCGUCUGUGCCGUUAUUGUUCCACGGUGCGAGUCGAGUCCGAAUUUCACACAGCAGCUACCCUGCCGAUCGUGGUGUGAGGAAGUGGCGUAUUCCUGCCAUGAAGAGCCUUCUUGGUCAGCGUUUCCUGGCUGCAAAAUUCUGCCAAAGGAAAAUUGCAACAACAUCAUGGCCUCGACGACUAAGGCGGGUGACGAGUGUUUUGACGGAAACGGUGCAAAUUAUAGAGGGGACGCGGCAAUAGGUCCUGUGGCCGUAGUGGACUGUCUGCGAUGGGACGAUGACCACUACUACCAAGAGGUUUACCCCUGGGCAAACCUUGAGGACAACAAAUGCCGUAACCCUGAUGGACAUGCCAGGCCAUGGUGCUACACACCGACUGGUUUAGAGUACUGCGACAUUUUUCCCUGCAACCUGGAUGGGUGCAAGGAUCCGGGGAACCCGCGGUUUGGAAAAAGGAAGCCCGUACUGAAGUUUUACUGGCCUGGGGAUAGAAUCACCUAUAGUUGCGAUGUAGGGUUCAAGUUCAAAGAAGACUCCCCAUCUAACAAAGUCCGAUGUAUUGUCAACAACGUAACGGGAGAGGCUGAUUGGGAAUCAGAGAGGCCUCAAUGUCAACGGGACUACAUAUACGAUCUCCAACAUGAUCUCAUCCUAGAAUCGGAUAUCUACAACAGGGAAGUGUCCCCAACAACUAGCUUAAAAAUGAGGGCAUACGUUGUUAAGAUCAUUACUUUGGAUGAAAAGGAAGAGCAGAUAGUAACAUCCUUCAAAGCUGAAUACAUCUGGAGAGACGAUAGACUGAGCUGGGAUCCUACAGAUUACGGAUCGUUACACCAUCUUCACGUCAGCGACGAUCUAGUCUGGAAACCAACGCUGACACUGCAGGGAAAUGCGGACACAAGAUACAGCGGUGGCUUCCCCGCGACAGAGGUAGAUAUUGAUUUUGAAGGUGAAGUCAUCUGGCCUGUAGAAUCCCUGGCUAAAACCACGUGUGACCUGGACCCCUUCCACUUCCCGCAGGACAACAUGACAUGUGCAGUGUGCUGGAGAGCCGUGGGAGAGUACACAAUCGGGUGUUCGAAUUCUACAAGCGAGGAGGACGAGAACUUCCUGACUUGCCAGAAUGACAGGGCUGAAGUUGAGGACGGGGAGUGGAGCGGCAUUGCGACCCUCUCAGCAUUUAACAACGAGGCCUGCCUGACGAUCACCCUCAAACGGGAUGCCACAUAUCACUUAGCCACUACCAUCUCUCCUUGUUUCAUCCUCAUUGUACUGAUGGUUAUCACCUUCAUUGUGCCAAUCGAUAAAGGCGACAGGAUCGGGUUCGGCGUUACCGUGCUGCUGGCUAUGGUCGUGUCGCUGGUCGUCAUCACGGGGUUUCUACCUGUGUCAAACACUCUACCGUUCAUAGCUAUGCUGAUCAUUGUUUGCAUGGCUCUGAUGGCUCUCUUCAUGCUGACGACUGUCUUUAUCAUUAUCAUACACGACAAGAAGGGACCCGUUCCGAGAUGGGCACGGAUACUCUUAAUGAAACACUUAGCAAGGUUCCUAUUGAUGGGAGAUUUGACAAAGAAGCUGGAAACCGAGAAGCAAGCAGACUACACUUUCACCAGGAGAGUAAAGGACAUCGGAGGACACAAACUGCCAAAAAUGAAGAAUGAGGUCGGUGCUGUCAUUGGAGUAAAGAUGGACGAGCUGAACAGCAUCGUUAGGAUAAAGCUGACCGAGAUUAAGCGUUCUAUCGAUGUUCUAGCUAGGGCGACUAGUGGUAAUCACGAGGGGGAGGAUGGGGAAUACGCCUUGUUGGCUGACGUUCUGGACCGGUUGAGCCUGAUUCUCUACAUAAUCGCCGUUGCCGUGGCCGUCCCAUGUACUGCACUUAUUAGUCGUAAUUGA